Molecule: messenger RNA, 987 nt
Organism: Aspergillus versicolor CBS 583.65
Lineage: Eukaryota; Fungi; Ascomycota; Eurotiomycetes; Eurotiales; Aspergillaceae
Exons: 3
Coding region: 1-987 (328 amino acids)
Molecular function (GO): protein binding
Source: RefSeq, a predicted model, not a curated record
AUGGGCCUACUAGAAUGGAUUCCUCGGAGGCCUCAAAUCUUCUCACGCAGUCCACGCAAGGUGCCACUUUCUAACCUGGAGCUGCUACCGCUUGAACUAUUACUCCUCAUCACAAAUUUCCUGACAACCACCGACAUCAUCUGUGUAAGCCUAUGCAGCCGAACGCUGAAAUAUUCCACAACAAAUCUCUACGAGUUCAAGAAACUCCGUGACAAAUCGCUAGCUCUUUCCAUCCUUGCCAGACUGAUGCGAGACCUCCCUCGGAUGGUUUGCUGCCACUACUGCGCCAAGCUACAUCGUAUCACCGACGUCUGCCAUCCAGCAUGUACCGAGGGCAUUGUCCACCAGCAAUGCCCGGAUCUGGGACUGCGGUACCGAGAAAGCGGACCGUUGCCUUCGCUUCGGUGCCGCUACGGAAUCAAUGCCGAGACCUUGGCCUACACUGAAGUAGUAGAUUAUCCCAUGAUCCUGCAAGAACGACGUUGUUCUUGCCCGACGCCAUCUCUGGUCCUGCAGAUACAGCAAUGGAUGCUAUUCCAUGAUGUUGAUAUCGCUUCUGACUGGGACGCUAAGGUAACAGUUUGGGUGCUCCAGAAUCAGCAUAUUUGCGGCUCGCAUACAUUGGGCACUCCGGAGAUAAUGGACGGGAUUCGAUCUGCUAUUCGACAGCGGGGUUUCUGUCUGGAUGAGCUGUCUGCCACUGCAGGGUGUAUUCAAUGCUUGGCUUGCGGUGUUGAAUUUGAGAUCGCCCUCCACGACUGUGGCAAGGAUGGAAAGGCAGCGAUGGUCACCAAAUGGCUAGAUCUUGGGACGGGAACGGAUAUUAAGGAUCCGAAAUGGAGGAAGAAAUCCACUCCAAUUUUCGACAACACAGAGUAUACACACGAGUUUGCUGAUGUGGUAGCGAGCUCGGGGGAGGCUCGAGUCUGUUUCGUGAAAGCUCUGAUCAAGAGAGUGACCCUACGCUGCGAAAUAAGUCAUACUUAA